AUGGAGAAUAUAUGUCGGGUUUGUCUGACACGCUCGGACAAUUUAGUAAACAUAUUUAAGAAAGGACACAAGGACAAGACUUCCAUUGCAGAUAUGAUCGCUAUGUGCACAGGAUCAGAAGCGACAGAAGAUUCAUUGCCUCGUACAAUAUGCCCCCAUUGUUUAAAGGAUCUCACGGAUGCAAAUGAUAUUAUUAUAUGUAUCGGGAGGAGCCACCAGUUCUUCUGUCAAGUAAAAGAUGAAGGCGUCGAAAAUGCAUUGUGCGAUUUGAUUGUUGAGGAAGAGUGGAAUAUUUCAAAAAGUGCAAACGAAAUUGAGGACAGAAAAGAAUCCUUGGCGAAGAAUUUAUUGCCAAAUACUCUGAUCGAGAAAAAUGAAAGGAAGAGUUUGGAGAAGAAAUCUGAAAGACCAUUUAAAUGCCCCCAAUGCCCAAAGUCCUUCAUGAAAAGCACUGAUCGAUUGAGGCAUACACGUAUUCAUGAAAAUAUACGACCCCACAUAUGCAGUGAAUGCUCGCGGUCUUUUUCAAAAAGAAUCCAUUUGCAGGAUCACAUGCGCCGCCACACCGGGGAACGUCCUUUUGAAUGCCCCCAUUGUUCCAAGGCGUUUGGGGUAAAAAGCAAUCUUCAAAGACACCAGCGCACCCAUCGACCUUGAUUUUGCUUGAAACAAAAAUAUUGACAACUAUAUGAAUGCUGUCACCAAAUUUAGAUUAGCUCAAUUGCUUACAGGGUGUUCAAUGUAAACAAGACGGGGUAUACAAACAAACAGCUGAUUGAAGGAAAAGCAUCAUUUGAACCACAAACAACAUUUUGAAAAUUAGAUUCAGGUUCAAAUGUUGUAAACAUGUCACCGAAAAAAGUCUGUCGCGUUUGUUUGGGAAAGUCAAAAGAUAUGGUCAAUAUAUUUCAUAGAUCCCCAGUAUCAGGGAUAUCAAUAGCAGCUAUGAUAACUCACUGCACCGGCUUAGCAGCUAAACAAGGAGAUUUAUUUCCCGAAUUUAUUUGUCCACCCUGCUUAAAGGAAGCACGGACAGCCUUUGGAUUUCAAAGAAAAUAUAAGAGAAACUACAAGUUUUAUAGUGAAUGGAUUAAGGAGGACAAUGAAAAGGAUAACACAGAAAAUUCAUUAGGCUCAGAGGAUGGAGAAUCGUCAAGCUCUGAAACAAGGCAAGACAGAGCGAAAAGCAACGAUGAUAACCUAUCUAUUGCUGACGAUAUAGAAGUAGUAACAGAGCCGCUCGAUGAGUUUUUUCUAGAAGCCGAAGAAGAAAGUAAGAUAUCAAAUACUCCAAAAACUUCUCCAAAGAAGUGUAUUGUAAAGAAGGAGUGUGUAUUAAACAACAGUGUAACAGAUCUAGAUGCCGAAGAAGAAACUAAGAUAUCAAAUACACCAAAAACUUCUCCAAAGAAGUGUAUUGUAAAGAUGGAGUGUGUAUUAAAAAAUAGUUUAAAAAAAGAGUACACUUGCUGCCUUUGUUCAAAGACCUUUGGCAGCAGAACAACACUUCGGAGACA
Drosophila bipectinata is the source of this 1517-nucleotide messenger RNA. Its product is annotated as zinc finger protein Paris-like. The record is from RefSeq and is a predicted model, not a curated record. Gene Ontology annotation, cellular component: nucleus. Gene Ontology annotation, molecular function: DNA-binding transcription factor activity, RNA polymerase II-specific; zinc ion binding; RNA polymerase II cis-regulatory region sequence-specific DNA binding. Gene Ontology annotation, biological process: regulation of DNA-templated transcription. NCBI's taxonomy places the organism in Eukaryota, Metazoa, Arthropoda, Insecta, Diptera, Drosophilidae.